AUGUUUCCACCAAAAAGCGAUCCGGACUACGAAGAGCGAUCAGAGCUUGUUUCAAAUAUCCAAGAUAAGUGGGAUCCCAGGACAGAAUGUAGCAGGGUCAUCCCUAAGUCCAUGCGGUACGAUGGCUCCAUCAGUACCUGGCCUCUACCAGUCCUACGAGGCAUAAGUGCCCUUGCUAGUGAUAUGCCGGGCGAUGACGCGUGGAAUGAAGUUUACGAUCUACUGGAAGAAGGACAGAAGAAGAGAGUGAAAGACAAGUCAAACAGUCUGCCAGCACAGAUACAGCUAAGCGAUCUAGAGUAUGUCCGACAGCACCAUGGUGGGGAUGAGCCGAUUGAACGGGGAAAAGGAAAGGGAAAGUUGGUUGAUAAGGAUGAGAACGUGGAUGAUAUAGGAUUGAUUGCCAGAGACAACGAAAGUCUCGUCAGCCAAUCUGGCAACUUUACCAGUAGCGUCGGCAUCACAACAGCAGAUAAAGAAAGUUCACAGUAUAAGCAAGGUGGCAUCACCGCAUCAGAGCACGGCAACGAAACACAUCCUCUUCCACCACCGAUUCUUCCCGACGACACGGAAGCCGUUAGAUUCCAGAAGUGGAAUCUCUGGAUCCAACACUAUUGGAAUGUGGAUGACUGCAAGGACCUCAUUCCUGACGACAUGUUUGAAAGAGCUCCAAAUAAAAAACCAAAGCGUGGCGGUAGGUUAGAGAACUUCAGAGGUUCGUAUAAAGGUGAGCUUCUAGAGCAACUUUACCAGUUGGCUCGAAUCACGGGAUCUUUGCAAAGAGAUGAGGCGUGGGCGAAGAUUCGGGAGAAGUGGAAUGCGAGAUCUGCGGGAAAGAACGGUAAUAAGGCUAUGACAGUCGGAGAUGUGAAGUAUGCGAUCGAGUUUUUCCGCAGCCAGGAUGCAAGUAUAAGAGAGCCGUUUGCUGCUGCUCAAGAAGCGAUAGCUAUCGCUGUACCACAAAGCGACGAGACGCACUCUCAGGACAAAUCAGAAAGAGAGGCAAGUAAAGGAGACAAAGAGCAUGGAGAUGUGAGAGGAGCCGUGCAGGAAGAACAGCAUGUUGAAGAGAAGAGAUAA
Messenger RNA from Alternaria burnsii, 1080 nucleotides. RefSeq lists its product as uncharacterized. The coding region runs from base 1 to 1080 and encodes 359 amino acids. The transcript has 2 exons. Lineage: Eukaryota; Fungi; Ascomycota; Dothideomycetes; Pleosporales; Pleosporaceae. The record is from RefSeq and is a predicted model, not a curated record.